This is a messenger RNA of Mercenaria mercenaria, 2810 nucleotides long. RefSeq lists its product as uncharacterized. The record is from RefSeq and is a predicted model, not a curated record. Lineage: Eukaryota; Metazoa; Mollusca; Bivalvia; Venerida; Veneridae. Bases 824 to 1414 code for a protein of 196 amino acids. The transcript has 2 exons.
UCUUUUGUUGGUUAGACAGAGUCACUAGCAAGCUCUCAUAAUUUAGAUAUAAAGCAGAUCAAUAGCUGGACGUAAAAAAGGAAUGAUUUCCAGCUUUAAGAAACACUUGUUCUCCUCGUUUGUCGUGACAUUAAACAAUUAAUGUAGUGCGAUAAAGUGGCACAUUUAGUAGCUGUUUACAAAUCGUACAAAAUUUGUCUUUGUUUAAAAAUUCUAAACAUAUUUGAUAUGUAAACGUGGAUUAUUUUAUGACUAGAGACAUUCCAUAUUGAUAGUAUUAUUUAAAUCAUUUUAUUUACGUAUUCAGUUACGACCAAGAACAUGUGGACUUAAUUAUGGUAUAUAAAUUGUGCACGCAAAAUGUACAAUUGUUAACAUCGACUAAAUUAUUGAACAUUUUUUGAAUAUAUUUAGAAAUAAUCAUCUUACUCUGUCGGUGAGAUAUUUCGAGUGUAAAAUAUAGCAUCUAAACAGAUGAUCGAAAUAGAUUACUUACAUACCUGUAAUUAGUGCGAUAUACUGCUGAUAGCACGCAGUAUAUUCAUUGUUAUUUUAAAAACAGCAAAUUGGAUACGAACACAGUUGAGUGAAGAACUAUUCUUGACAUUUGGUGAUCGGUACUAAAAAAAGCUCUAGUCAUAACCAUUUCUAAAGGUCUAGUUGUUAAGCCGUGCUUCAAAUUGUUUAGAAAAAUGAAAAUAAAAUAUAUCCCUCUGGAUGCAUUUUCAACAUAAACGAAGUAUUUAUCAGCACAUUAACAGUUCAUUAACAAUUAAGCGUGAAUGUAACCGGGUUUGCUAAAAGCGUUCUACAGAGAAAAAAAAUGGAUAUUAAAUCAGUGAUUAAAACAAGGACGGAUGAUACUUUCAAAGGUUUACAUAUAUCAUAUGAUAAUAUAGAGAAAAUGUCAGACAAACGAAUAAAACCGACAAUUCAGAGAUGUGCAACUAUUGAUUCAGUCACUAUAGAGGGUCCGGAACUACCCAACACCGAUGCUUACUGUGUAGGAAAAAUAAGAAAGUCGGUUUCCAUGGAUUCCGGAGAGGCAGAAGUUGUCAAAAAGUCUUUGACUGCAUCCACUGGAUCGUUAAUACGCCGUUCUGUUCGGAGACGAACUAGCAAACGUUUAGGUAGACCAGAACCAGAAUUCGGACAUGAUACGGUAACGUACGAGAAAAUUCAAGAACGGGUAUUACAAGAACGUGCAGUGACAAACGCUAUAGACGCUUUACAGGAACGCUGGAGAAUGUUAAUGUUUAUGUAUGACGACUGUGUUGCACUGAAUGAGAAAAGAAAAGAACGAAAAUUGAGAAAACUCUGUGUACGAAGACAAUUCGAACUACUAACAAUUGUAAUCGUGUUCUUGCUAAUAUGUUUACCGAUAAUACUGGUCUUGGUUCUAAUAACUAGAUAACUUACUAUACUGUAUACAACUGUAUAAAAGUCUUCUGCUUUUAUGCUUCUACUAGCUCUAACUUUGCUGACUGUAUUUAUUCAGCAAUAUAUUUUUUUUUGCAAAUAUUGUUCUAGCAGAAUGAUGUUAAUGGAAAUAUGAUUUGACGCAGAUACGUAGCCUCUUUAGUUCAAACUGUCUCUUAAAUAAAUUGUCAGCCUGUUGAUGUUUAAAACAUCUAUACGUAAAUGCAAUAUGCACAUGAGACUGUCAAUAUAAACAGCUAUAAUUUUUUAAUCAGUUUACAUUUAUUGAUAUUGGUACUUGAUGAACACAUUUCUAUUACUUUUAAUAAAUCUUUUUACCUCCCUUUAAUGGAUCUGACUUCCUAAGGUCGUUCAAUGACUUUCUGUUUGCGUUAAUCAUCAACAUUUCCUAAAAUUUCUCUAUUGAUAAUUGCUUAUUUUUAUACAAUUUUGUAAAAAGUUGUUUUUUUUAUCCCACAUCAUUUAUGCGCUAAAUUUACAUUUGAUUUUAUAUCAAAAUGUCUACGUUAUCUAGAUACACAGUCGUUGCUAUUCAUUCAUGAAAUCUCGGCAUAAUUGAAGCCAUCUAUUGAUUAUCACGAUUCCUAUUCAAUCCAUUUAAACUUUGACAAGGCAUGCAGUCAUUUGAAUGAUUCAAUUAUUUUAAAUUAAACUGGAUUAACCCUGCUGCUAUUGAUUUCGAACCACGAAUUGUGCGAUGUGCUCUAGUUUUGUAGAGAUAUUAUUACAUUUCAGACGUUCUGUAAUCCACGACUGCCCGGUGAUAUGUUUUACGAACAUACAAAAGUGCAAUAUACGGAAGUCAUAACAUUUAAAUUUUACUGAAAGUUCAUCGCUUAUGUUGAUAUCUAAACACAAAAUAUGUACAUUCCCUGGACAGAUUCUCGCAACAAAAUAUCAACAACGACAUAAUGUCCAAUAUACUUGUAUAACAUAUAUUUAAACAUCUGUAUUGUUUAACGUUGUUAACGGAAAGAUGAUAGAUGGACAACGUUACAAUAAUUACAAAUGCGGUGAUUGUUCCUUGGCAGCAAUAGUUUACAUUGACUUAGUUAUUGGAUAGAUGGCAAAAUUUAUUCUAACUUGAACAGUUAUUGCCUAAUUAUACAGCCAAAAUAACUAGAUAUAUACUCUAUGAAAAGUGUAAAGACAUAACCUUUCCUCGUUUACACUCUUUACAACAUGAAAUGUAUAACUAUUUUCUACAGAUUUUCUACUUAGUUCUGCUUCGAUGUUAUUGAAAUAGUCGUGCAUAUUCUUAUAUUAGUUAGAGGCAAUGCUUGUAUCUUUUUACAGAUUUUAUUGUCUAUCUGUUUGUUUCUCUUCAAUAUCAAUACGCCGUUUUACCAAAUAAAAGAGACAAAAUGAAA